Messenger RNA from Nicotiana tabacum (common tobacco), 630 nucleotides. Lineage: Eukaryota; Viridiplantae; Streptophyta; Magnoliopsida; Solanales; Solanaceae. The record is from RefSeq and is a predicted model, not a curated record.
AUGGGAACCGAUACUUUGAAUGGUUGGGUGGUUUCUUUACCGGAUUAUAUGGAGUUUCUUCGAUACAAAGCAUGUAAGCAGACAUCUUCUGAGAUAGCUUCUGUUAUUCAAACAUGUAAUAGCGUGACUUGUGUCCAAUCUUCAUCCUCUGAGUCUUGGGUCAUUGAUUCAGGUGCAUCUGAUCCCAUUUCGGAUAUUUCUGAGGUGCUACCGUUUCCAUCUUUUGGAGAUUCAAUCACUAUCUCUCAUUCAUCUUCCUCUACAACUCCAACUUCACCACCUACAUCUCCAACUCCAGCUCCACCACCUAUAGCUCCAAGCUCACCACCUAGACCAACUCAACCUUCUACAGCUCCACCACUCCUGACUUAUCAUCGUCGUCCGCGCCCAUCAACAGGCCCAGCUGAUUCACGUCAUGCACCUGACCUUGCUAAUACUGCAGACUUAUCUCCUCUUAGUCAAUCGAUUGCACUACGGAAAGGUAUACGGUCCACACUUAAUCCUAAUCCCCAUAAUGUCGGUUUAAGUUACCACCGUCUGACAUCACCCCAUUAUGCAUUUGCAUCAUCUUUGUCCUCCGUUUCCACCCCUACCUCUACAUGUGAAGCACUUUCUCAUCCAGGAUGGUGA